AUGACCAAAUCAUAUAUGCCAUUAUUCAGGUCUCCUAGACAAUUCAAAAAGAUUUAUUUCAUUUUAAUUCCUUUGAUUCUUGCAGUGAUAAUACUACAUGUUUUCUUUGAUGGAUUUAAUAAGAUAUCGGAAUAUCUGCCAACAUUUAUCAGUAAUAGAAUCCUUAAUCAUCAAGACCAACAACAAAAAAGUGAAAAAUCAUCAGAUGUUAUAUCAUCAUAUUUCCCUUCAUUGGCCAUUUAUCCGAAAAAUUUCGAUAAUAGAGUAGAGUUUGUCAAUGAACCGAAAAAUUCUAAAUGGAUUCAAUAUUUUGGUGAUUCGAAAACUGUAUUGUCAAAUUAUAUCACUAAUCAAACUUAUACCAAUCAUUCAAUUGGUUUGUAUUCUUCAUCUACCGUUAGACCCCCUGCUAGUCUGUGUAAAGAUAUAUUAUAUGAACGUUCAUUUGAAAUCACCAAAUAUCGUACUUUACAUGAUGAUUUAUAUAAAUUGGCAACCACCUUAUUAUAUCAAUUAGAAAAUGAUCCAGCAUUUCAAGAUUUAUCACCAUUUUUCAAUGAUAGAUUACCUCAUAUUAUUAUGAGAGGUGAAUUACAUAAACAUAUUUAUAAAUUUGCUGGUACUUCAGUAUGGUUAGAACAACAUGGAGUUCAUUUAAUGCUUAGUCGAGUCAUAUAUUCACAACAAGGUAAAAAAAAUGAUCCUCAACUUUCUUUGUUGUAUGCUCAAGUUUAUGAUGAAAAUUGGAAUGAAUUAAAUGAUAUUGAAUUGAUUGUCCCCGUGAUUAAUCCAAACGGUGAACGAGUUUAUGAUUCAGUUAAAUAUCCUCAAUUUCUUGCUAUACCAUUUUAUCAUAAUUCAGAAUAUAUUAAAAGUCGAUGGUAUGGACCAGAAGAUACAAGAUUGAUAUUAACGAAGAAUAAAUUUGGUGAUGAUGAACCAGUGAUUAUUUUUAAUUCAUAUCAUCGUCAAAUCAAAGAUAUGAGUACUGAAGAUGAUAAUAAUGUUCAUACUAAAUUUGAAUUUUAUCGAUCAAUGUUUGUUGGUUGGUUAUUUCAAUAUCAAUUAGGGAAAUUAAAUACUGAUGGGAUUCAAGAUUCAAAAUUCAAUAAUGUAACAUUUAAUAAAGUUAAAGAAUUAAGAAUUGAAGGUAAAGAACGAACUUCAAUUGAAAAAAAUUGGACUCCAUUUAUUGAUCCUGAUGAAAGAAAUCAAAUAAGUUAUUAUGGAAAUCACAAUCUUGGUGAUAAUUAUGUUUAUAUUGUUUAUCAAUGGAAUCAUUUGAAAAUUUUGAAAUGUGAAUUGGAUAAUUUCAUUGAUAGUUCUCAUUCUACCUGUACAAUGUUUUUCAAAGAUGUUGAAACAACUCAAGAAGUUGGUCCAGUACGUGGUGGUACAGAAUUAUGGCCCAUAAAAAUUGAUAACAACAACAACAACAACAACCUCAACGAAGAUGACUUGUCUACUAAACAGGAACCACAACAACAAAGACAAUUAUGGAUUGGAUUUUUACGUGCUCAUGUAAAAGAUUGUGGUUGUGGUGGAUCAAUGUAUAGACCCAAUUUCUUAAUCUUGGAGAAAUUGAAUUCAAAAUUCAAAUUAACCUAUUUAUCAGGGUCAAUUAAUUUCAAUGUUUCGGUUUAUGGAUGGGCAAAUUAUGAUGUUGUUUGUGCUGGUCAUGAAGCUAAUGCUUUGAUUCCCAAUGGUAUUUCAAUGUUUGAUCAAGAUGAUGAUUAUUUGACUUUGAGUAUGAGUGUUGCUGAUCAAGAUAAUACUUUGGUUCAUAUUCAUGGUGUGAAAAAAUUGAUUUAUCUGUUGGAUCAUGAUUGGAAUGGUAUUUUGAAAGAAAAUAAACAGAUUGAAUGUGUGGUUAAUAAUGCUAAUGAUUUUUGUAAAGCUUAUGCAGAUGAACAUUAUAAAUUAGGUGAUUCUGAAGCAGCUAUAAAAGAAGUAAAGCAAAAGGCUAAAGAAGAAGCUGAAAAAGCAAAAGCUGAAAAAGAGAAGGCCGAGAAAGAGAAGGCCGAAAAGGAAAAAGCCGAAAAGGAGAAGGAAGAGAAGGAAAAGGAGGAAAAGGAAGAGAAGGAGAAAGCUGAGAAGGAAAAGGAAGAGAAAGAAAAGGCGGAAAAGGAAUUGGCUGAAAAAGAACUAGCUGAACAAAAAGAUGAAGAUGCCAAAGAUGAAGAUAAAAACGAAGACGAAGACGACAAAGAAAAGAAUGAUGAAUCUGGUCUAACUGAGAAAUCUGAAGUAGAGGAAAAUGGUGAGAAUACCAAUGAAGGUGGUGAAGAUGAUGGUGAUGGUGAUGGUGAAGAGGAAAAGGAAGACGACGACGAUAUAGAGGUGUAA
Candida albicans SC5314 is the source of this 2346-nucleotide messenger RNA. RefSeq names its product Bmt4p (gene BMT4). Bases 1 to 2346 code for a protein of 781 amino acids. Gene Ontology annotation, molecular function: mannosyltransferase activity. The record is from RefSeq and is a predicted model, not a curated record. The transcript has a single exon. Lineage: Eukaryota; Fungi; Ascomycota; Pichiomycetes; Serinales; Debaryomycetaceae.